Molecule: messenger RNA, 4212 nt
Organism: Homo sapiens (human)
Lineage: Eukaryota; Metazoa; Chordata; Mammalia; Primates; Hominidae
Gene: PCBP4
Product: poly(rC) binding protein 4
Exons: 15
Coding region: 2325-3605 (426 amino acids)
Biological process (GO): regulation of gene expression; regulation of mRNA metabolic process
Cellular component (GO): cytoplasm
Molecular function (GO): nucleic acid binding; RNA binding
Source: RefSeq, a predicted model, not a curated record
CGCCCGGGGGCAGGGAGCCCGCGCCCAGAUCCCUCGGUUGGGGUCGCAGGUUUGUGAGACUGCGAGGAACACGUUCUCUGUCCCACACCGCUGAGGCCUGCACAGGUGGGAGGCGCUGGUCUGCCAGAGGCGCCCUUGGCACCAGGGAGGGGCUUCCUGGACCUUAGAUCCCAGAUUUGAGGCCCCCAUCCCACUCGCUGUUUCUGUCCUUUGCGCCUGCUCCUCUCUCUGACUCCUGCCCUGGGUUCUGGUUCUGCUCCAUCUCUGCCCUCACUUGCCACUCCCCUGUAGCUCCUGGCUGGGCACACACUCCUUCCCAUCCUCCGCAGUCGUUGGGGGAGCCAGAUACAGACCUCCAGGCCAGGGGUGUAUGGAGAUGACAGCUGGGGGCUCAGAGUGGUCCCUCUUGCCCCAUAGCUCUUCAGCCCUUCAGCUCUGACCUAGCUUCUUGGCUGGGGUCCUGGGGGGUGGGGGUGGGAGGCUCUGCUACUCACUUCAGCCUGGCCCUCAUGCCUGCCUGGCCAGGAGAGGGAGGUGCCCGCCUCCUCUCUCCCCUAUCCCUGGCCCGCCAUCUUGAGACCUGUGGCACCCAGUGCCCCACCCGGCCCCAGCACCCAGGGGAGUGGUCUCCAAGGUGAUGAUGCACCCAGGGCCAGUUGCAUUCCUUUCUCCCCACCAAGCCCAGGAUGCUCAUGUUCGUGCUGAACCAGCAGGACAUGUGUCCCCAGGGGCUUGCCUUCCGCCACAAAGGCUCUUACAAUCCAUGAACUCCCUAGGAGCUGAGCUCCUGCCCUCCCUGUUCCCUGGGUCACCCUCAUUGCCUCAGGACCAGUACCUGGGACCCUAUUCUUUCCCCAUCUGAAAAAAUCCCCUGGUCUUCCCAGGUCCUGGAGCCCCCUCAACCUCCAGGGCACCCCCAUCCCAGCCCCCACCCCCUAGCCUUCAUCAGCAUGCAGGCUCAGGCUGCCCAAACACAAGGGGAUUGUUCUUCUUGCAUGCUCAGGGUGGGGGGCUGGGAGCAGGCAGCCCACACACCCUGGCAGGCCCAGGCCACGAGGAGGCUGGCUUGCCCCACCCUGUGUCCCCAGACAGGCUGUCCACCCUCCCUACUCCCAUCACUGCUGCCCCUCCAGCCUCCAUCACCAUUGCCCAGUGGCGCUGACAUCUUGAGGAAAGAGCUCUGAGCUGCACAGGUAGACCCCUGGGUUCUCCAGCUCUGCCAGUUGUCUCCCAUGUAGCCUUACAAACAUUUCCCUUCCUCUCUGGGCCGCGAGCCCCUCUUGUGAUUGGUAAGACCUUUCCAGCUGUGACAGGCUGAGCCCAACUCGACUCUGUGAAACGUACCCCACCCCCCAGCCCUUCUUCCAGUCCCCCUCUUCCAUGAGGAGACCCACUCUGCUCCCACCCUCUGAAAACCUAAAGCACAGCCCAAAUCCCCCACCCCAGCAGCAUACCUAGGGAGCUCCUAGUCCUGGUAAAACGGCAGGAGUAGGGCUGGGGAUGCUGAGAAAGGAACCAGGAAUCCUGUCCAGGCAGGUCCUACCUCUGCCCAUGUGGCUGGCCCUCAUGUCUGGGUCUUCUCACUCUACUCUCAUUACUCCUCCGGGACCCUCAGCCCCAUCUUUGGUUCCAAAUGUCCCCAGGCCCCAUGAACCUUAACUCUUCUCCCUGCACACUGACCCUGGUCUUGUCUCAAAUUUCCUCUUUCUGGAGCUCUGUGUAUAGUGGAAAGACAGGCUCAGAAAUGCCCAGCGGGGACUUCUUUGAGUUGCAGCAACAUCUUUGAGGGGCACAGAGGCCUGAGUGAUCACAUCUGACUUGGAAGCCUGCGGAGGGCUUCACAGAGGAGGUGGCGUUUGAGAAGGAUUUUGACAGAGAGUGGGGAGGAUGGGCGUUUUGAGCUGAGCCUCUGGAGUCCCUGUGGCAGAACUCAAAUGGAAGGAGGAGCAGCUGCACCCAGGGGAGCAGGGUGUCACCUCCGUUGGAUAGGCCAUUUCCAGCACAUAGAAGAGAGAUUGGAAACCAACGUGCAGAACUGCCAGUCCCCUGACACGCUGUGCCCCACCCACUGCAGCCCAGUGCUGAAUGAACCCUGCCCAGAGGUGUCUGUAGUGAGCUUCUGCCCUAGUGACUUUUGGUAGGUGGGAGUGUGCCUCAAUUCCCCCCUCAACCCCUGCCUCAAGCCUUUACCAGGCAGUGGCAAGACCUGACCACACCCGAGGCCUCCCUGCCUUCAAGGCUUCCCAUGGCUGCUCCAGCUUCCUCCCCAGCUGCUCUUCUGUGCUCCAUCCACCAUCUGGCUGCUGGACGAAAGUGCCUCUCAUAUGGAAGCCGGCCAGGUUGCAGCGCGGACACACUCGCAGGUCGCUGUGGCCCCAGCCUCGCCUGACAGAAUGAGCGGCUCGGACGGGGGACUGGAGGAGGAGCCAGAGCUCAGCAUCACCCUCACGCUGCGGAUGCUGAUGCACGGGAAGGAAGUGGGCAGCAUCAUCGGGAAGAAGGGCGAGACUGUAAAGCGAAUCCGGGAGCAGAGCAGUGCCCGGAUCACCAUCUCCGAGGGCUCCUGCCCUGAACGCAUCACCACCAUCACCGGGUCUACAGCAGCUGUCUUCCAUGCAGUCUCCAUGAUUGCUUUCAAACUGGAUGAGGACCUUUGUGCUGCUCCUGCAAAUGGUGGAAAUGUCUCCAGGCCUCCAGUGACCCUGCGCCUUGUCAUCCCUGCCAGUCAGUGUGGCUCACUGAUUGGGAAGGCUGGCACCAAGAUCAAGGAGAUCCGAGAGACUACGGGUGCCCAGGUACAGGUGGCAGGGGACCUGCUCCCCAACUCCACAGAGCGAGCUGUUACGGUAUCUGGGGUGCCUGAUGCCAUCAUCCUGUGUGUGCGCCAGAUCUGCGCUGUUAUCCUGGAGUCCCCACCCAAAGGAGCCACUAUCCCCUACCAUCCGAGCCUCUCCCUAGGUACUGUUCUUCUCUCUGCCAACCAGGGCUUCUCUGUCCAGGGUCAGUAUGGGGCUGUGACCCCAGCUGAGGUCACCAAGCUCCAGCAGCUCUCAAGCCAUGCGGUCCCCUUUGCCACACCCAGCGUGGUGCCAGGACUGGAUCCCGGCACACAGACCAGCUCACAGGAGUUCUUGGUUCCCAACGAUUUGAUUGGCUGUGUGAUCGGGCGCCAGGGCAGCAAGAUCAGCGAGAUCCGGCAGAUGUCAGGGGCACAUAUCAAGAUCGGGAACCAAGCAGAGGGCGCUGGGGAGCGGCAUGUCACCAUCACUGGCUCUCCGGUCUCCAUCGCCCUGGCCCAGUACCUCAUCACUGCCUGUCUAGAGACGGCCAAGUCUACCUCUGGGGGGACGCCCAGCUCGGCCCCCGCAGACCUGCCUGCCCCCUUCUCGCCACCCCUGACGGCCCUGCCCACAGCUCCCCCUGGCCUGCUGGGCACACCCUAUGCCAUCUCCCUCUCCAACUUCAUCGGCCUCAAGCCCAUGCCCUUCUUGGCUUUACCACCUGCUUCCCCAGGGCCGCCGCCGGGCUUGGCGGCCUACACUGCCAAGAUGGCAGCAGCUAAUGGGAGCAAGAAGGCUGAGCGGCAGAAAUUCUCCCCCUACUGAGGCCAGCUGAGGUACAGGCAGGGGCAGGCAGGACCACCAGCAGGGGGCUGCCUCUGCACCCUACCCGCCCAAGGAGACUCCACCCUGGGGUCCCAAACGCCGCUAACGCCCAGACGCAUGGAUGCACCCCCUACCCUGCCUCCAUCUAUGGGAGUUCUUUCUCUCAGAGUGGGGGCAGUUUCUGGCCCAGGGGUCUGAGCUGCGGCAGCCCCAGGGCAGGGGGCCCUACCUCCUCAGCUCUGUGCUUGGAUACAGGGAGCAGCCAGGAGACUCCCUAGUGCCCCCACCAUGGCGGGUGUCACUCACGCACUCCCCAUCCCUUAGGGCUUCCUGGCCUACUGCAUCCUUGUGGGAGUCAGGGAGGAGGGCCCGUUGGGUAGCUGGGGCCAGGCUUCUCUCCCCACCACCUGCAGAUUUCUUGCUGCUUCCACUGAUACCCUUUUGACUGGAAUGAACUGGCUGGGCUUGUCAGGGGGCACCCCAAAGAGGGGGCACUGCCAGGUAGCUGGGGGAGUGGCAUGGGGCAGGGGCCCAGUUCUCAGCAGCAGACACUCUGUACAGUUUUUUCAAUCCCUGUUUUUGAAUAAAUAUUCUCAGCGACCAGGAA